AUGACAUGGCUAUGCAUUUCCGAAUGGGAUAGGGCCCUUACCGGAGGCAUAAGGAAAGAUUUUGUACGAAUACAACAUGAUUGUUGUAUUGUGAUUGUGGUUCCAGGAAAGAUGAGCAGGAGGUGGAUACAAAACCCGAAUAGGUGCGCAGGCGAAUACUUGGAUGGAAUCGAGGAUUUUAUUGACUUUACACGGACACACAACCCAGGUGCAACUAGAAUCCGGUGUCCUUGCAGGAGGUGUAACAACAUGUUGUGGGAGACAAUUGAACAUGUUCGAUUUCAUUUAGUAAGAAAUGGAAUGAUUGAGACAUACAGCACUUGGAACCAUCACGGGGAACAAGUAGACAUCGCUUCGUCUUCAGGGGCCACAAGAAUGGACAAUGUUGAACCUAUUGUGGAUCCUAAUGAACAAGUCAGGGAUAUUAUACAUGAUGCUUUUCCAUUUGCAUCGACCAGCAGCACUCAGGAAGGAGAAGAUGAUGUGCCUACACCAAUGGACAGUGCAGAGUUCGAACAGUAUGAAAACCUGUUAAGAAAUGCCAACCAGGAGUUAUACCCGGGGUGCGAGCGCUUUUCCGUUCUGACGGCGAUUGUGGAGCUAAUGCACGGGAAAAUAAAGUAUCGUAUGUCGAACUUGUGUUUCGAUUACUUUUUGGGGGUUUUCAAGAAAAUGCUUCCAACAGACAAUUGUUUGCCGAAAGAUCACAGACAGGCACAGAAGAUGUUGAGUGGUCUUGGAUUGGGUUAUGAAAAGAUCCACGCUUGCAAAAAUAAUUGCAUGUUAUUCUAUAAAGAGUAUGAAACGUUGGAUACAUGCCCUAUAUGCAAUGAAUCGAGGUUCAAACAGACAUCUCAGAAUAGAAUGAGUAAGAUUCCACAAAAAGUCAUGCGUUAUCUGCCCCUGAAACCAAGGUUGCAGCGAUUGUAUAUGUCGACGCAUACUGCCACAGACAUGAGAUGGCAUAAGGAAAAACGGGUAGACGACGAUGUGAUGCGGCAUCCUGCAGAUGGGGAGGCAUGGAAAGAUUUCGAUCGAACGUUCCCCGAGUUUGCUGCUGAUCCCCGAAAUGUGAGGUUGGGACUUGCGACUGACGGUUUCAAUCCGUACGGGGUUCUAAACCAACACCACAGCACUUGGCCGAUUUUCGUAUUUCCAUAUAAUUUGCCCCCUUGGAAAUGCAUGAGAAAAGAGUACAUGAUGAUGACUGGUUUGAUAACUGAGGAUCCUGGCAGGUCAAUCGAUGUGUACUUAAGGCCGUUGGUUGAUGAGCUCAAAGAUUUAUGGACAAACGGGGUGCGCACGUACGAUAAAUCUACUAAGAAGAUGUUCACUUUGCGGGCGGCAGUUAUGUGGACUGUGAAUGAUUUUCCCGCAUAUGCAAUGGUUUCGGGGUGGAGCACAAAGGGUUAUAUGGCAUGCCCUGUAUGCAAGGAAGAUGUAACUUCCGGUUGGCACGCUGGAAAAGUGUGUUACCUUGGGCAUCGAAGAUGGUUGCCAUGGGACCACGAGUGGCAGGAGAAUGAUAUAGAGUUCGACGGGAACAAAGAGCGUCGCGCAAAACCUAGAGAAUGGUCCAGUGAUCAGAUCUUGGAACAGCUUAACCAUUUGGAUUUUGCUCCGUUUGGGAAAACAGUUAGUCGGACCAGACCUGCUACACAUAUGAACUGGACGCACAAGUCUAUGUUUUUUGAGCUCCCAUAUUGGUCGAAACUAAAAUUGAGGCACAAUCUCGACGUUAUGCAUGUUGAGAAAAAUGUGUUUGACACAUUGAUGGGAACGAUUCUAGAUAUCAAGGGCAAGACAAAGGACACUCCGAAAGCGCGUCUUGAUUUGGAAAGAAUGGGCAUACGAAAGGGUUUAUGGCUGAAAAGGGGCAGUGAUAAAGCUAUACGGGAUCUUGCAUUUUUUUCCAUGAAACCGAAUGACAACAAAGAGUUUCUACAGUUCGUAUCGUCUGUAAAGUUUCCUGACGGAACUUGGUAUGAUGACGACCCUUACAUUUUGGCAAACAUGGCAAAACAAGUUGUGUAUCUAAAUGACCCUAAAGCGGGGAACGAUUGGAAAGUUGUUCAGCAUAUGGAUCAGAGGAACGUGUAUGCUAUACCAAAACUAGACCCAUCUAACAACGACGUCGACGUCGUUGACCAACGUUUAGACUCUUCCAUGGAAAAUGAUGCACAUACACUUCUCGAUACAAAUGUUGUUCAAGAACCAUUUCAGAUUGACGGAGUGUCUUCAAGAGAAAUACCGAUUCAGUCAAUUACAAUUGACCUCGGUGAUCUUCCGCGAUACGAUCCAACCAUGGGCCCGAACAACGACGAUGAU
Prunus avium (sweet cherry) is the source of this 2328-nucleotide messenger RNA. The record is from RefSeq and is a predicted model, not a curated record. NCBI's taxonomy places the organism in Eukaryota, Viridiplantae, Streptophyta, Magnoliopsida, Rosales, Rosaceae.